GCUGCUGCGCGGCCGUCCUGCCCGACACUGACAGCAUCUUCUCCGGUUGCUUCCCAGCGCCCUCCGCAUCUUGCACUCCACCACGAGCAUGAAGGCCACGUCUCUUGCCCUCUCUCUUGCCCUCUGUUCAAGUGAGCUCGCAAGUGCUCUUCGCCUCAGUCUACACGGUCAGCCAAGACCGAAACGCGUCGGUGGCGGCCUCGGCGCGCGAGCCACCGUCGCCGGGAACACAUCCGUAGGAAACAUAGGCGAUGUCCAGUACACAACAGAUAUCACCCUCGGGGGCUCGAAGUUCUCCGUGCAAAUAGACACCGGAAGCUCCGAUCUUUGGGUGGCCGGAACAGUCCCAAACUCAAAGGACACUGGCAAGGCAGCCAAAGUGCAGUAUGCUGUUGAUGGGGUACAAGGCUCUGUCGAUACUGCCGAUUUAGACUUUGCUGGCUACACAAUAACCGACCAAGCUUACAUCAAUGCUCCUAUUACCCCGACACACACCGCAGGUAGCGGUCUCAUUGGGCUCGGUCCGAACACUGGGUCCGAAGUCAAAGCCGCGAUCGGCGCUUCCAACUCUGCUGGCGACCCGGUGCUUGACCGCAUCUUCAGGCAGAACACAUCGACCCCGAACUACAUCACAUUCCUCCUGGGGCGGAUACGCGACCCAACUGACCCGCCGAACGGGGACUUGACUGUAGGGGAGCUUAUUCCUGGGUACGAGAGCGUGACCUCCCAACCAAAGCUAUCAGUGUCCACUGUGGCGAAGUCAAACUCUGGGAACCAGCAUUGGCAAAUCCUGCUCGAUGCCGACGGGAUCAUCGGACCAGCGGGGAACAACGUCAUCGACCAGUACAAUGUUGAGACGGCUGUAGACUCAACGUCGAACGACAAACAGUUAACAGUGGUGGUUGACACUGGAUACUCUCUUCCCCAAGUCCCUCCUCGUGUUGCGGAAGCCUUCUACGCGAACGUUCCGGGUGCACAACUAGUUAACGUCGCCUCGCUCGAUGGCCAGAUCUGGCAGCUGCCUUGCGACAAGGAGGUGAACGUCACCUUCAAAUUCGCCGGGGUCAGCUACCCAAUGCACCCGCUGGACACCAAUAUCGACCUCAACAUGACAGACGGAAAGGGAAACCCCAUCUGCUUCGGCGCGUUUCAGCCAUUGCAAGCACCAGACGGCGCCACAUACGACAUGAUCUUCGGCAUGGCCUUCCUGCGCAACGUGUACACGUACAUCAACUUUGGCGACUUCGUCGACGGCGCAACCGACACGACCGCGGACCCGUACGUGCAGCUGCUCUCCACGACGAACGACACCGCCGAGUGGCACGCGGACUUCAUCAAGGUGCGCGGGAACAGCCCGUGGACCCCCACGGGCGCGACGUUCGCCGAGCGCAUCCGCGCGCGCCUCCCGCUCAUCAUCGGGCUGAGCGUUGCCGCGGGCGUCGUGCUCCUCCUCGCGAUCGGGGCGUGCUGCUACUACCGGCGCCGUAACCAGCGCCAGCGCAUGGCGUUCUUCCGCCCCGGGCAGAUGUACCAGCCACUGCACGAGCCCGCGCCCCCAGAGGCGCACGACCUGCACCUCGUCGGGAGCGCGGGCGGUGGGCCGCCGCCGUACGCGCAACAGCAGCAGGGGUUCCAGCAGGGGUACAACCCGUCGUACUCGAAUCCUUGGGACGCGCGGUACUGAGUGCCGUCUGUCGAUGUCGAAAACGUGUCAUGGAGGCGGGUGUGUAGAGAUACCCGCCUCCCAGUGUUGUACUGUAUCUAUAUCGGUCUGGAUAGACCUGUCUCUGCUCUUGUUUACCCCGGCCCUGGACGGACAUCUUGUCACGUACUACUUACCAGCUACAUAGAAUCCCUGUCGCGAAUCUGCACAUACCAGUGUUGCAUGCUCUAAUUUAUCCGCUCUCGAC
Molecule: messenger RNA, 1910 nt
Organism: Trametes versicolor FP-101664 SS1
Lineage: Eukaryota; Fungi; Basidiomycota; Agaricomycetes; Polyporales; Polyporaceae
Product: acid protease
Exons: 8
Coding region: 89-1684 (531 amino acids)
Biological process (GO): proteolysis
Molecular function (GO): aspartic-type endopeptidase activity
Source: RefSeq, a predicted model, not a curated record